This is a messenger RNA of Schistosoma mattheei, 2392 nucleotides long. The record is from the annotation of a GenBank genome assembly. NCBI's taxonomy places the organism in Eukaryota, Metazoa, Platyhelminthes, Trematoda, Strigeidida, Schistosomatidae.
AUGGAUGUUGCUCAAACUCAAGUGCGAACUAUACGAGUGGUCGAUGUAGUUGCAGAUGAGUGUCAGAGGCUUUUCCACCAUUUUUUGGAAACAUUUAAGGAAAACGAUGUUCUGAAAUAUGUGGAAGCUGCUAACGGGCUCAAACAACUUGAGAAAAAUACACUGUCAGUGACCUUUACAGACAUAAUAGUAUCUGAUACAAGGUUAUCUGGACUUAUUCAGGACGAGUUCUAUAGGCUGUAUCCUGCGCUUUGCUCGGCCACAAAAAAUUUCGUGAAUGAUCACGUACCAGAUACGCAGAAUUCAGGAAGGGACUUCUACGUCAGUUUUACAGACGUCCCUAGCUUACACAGGAUGCGAGACCUCACAGCAAGUCAGUUAGGAAGGUUGAUCAAAGUACGUGCUCAGGUCGUACGAGCACACCCUAUUCACCCCGAACUUUUAAUGGGUACUUUUCGAUGUUCCGAAUGUAAGAUAGUGAUAAGAAAUGUGGAGCAGCCCUUCAAAUAUACCCAGCCAACUGUAUGUUUUAAUCCUCAAUGCGGGAACCGACUUAAGUUUGAGUUGCUUACGAAUGAGUCGAAGUUCGUCGAUUUCCAGAAAGUUCGAGUUCAAGAAACUCAGUCUGAAUUACCUCGAGGGAGCAUCCCACGCAACCUUGAAGUCAUACUACGUGCAGAUACAGUAGACCUUGCGCAACCUGGUGAUCGGUGUGAAUUUAUUGGGACUCUUAUCGUUAUCCCUGAUGUUGGACAACUAGCGACACCCGGUGACAGGUCGUUAGAGGGAGUGCGUGAGCUUUCUUAUCGAACAGCGUUUUUGGCUUGUACUGUCAUACCUUCAAAUGGAAGAUACUUGCCAUCAGAUGAAUUAGAAGAGUCAGAUGCGAUCUCUUACGAAGCAUUGUCAAAAAGACUGACGCCAUCUGAGCUCGAUACAAUUUGUCAAAUGAGUCAGGAUCGAAAACUUCUUACAAACAUGUGCAGAUCUCUUUUCCCGACUAUUCACGGUGCUGAUGAAGUUAAGAAAGGUAUCCUGUUGAUGCUUUGUGGUGGUGUACCCAAGAUUACUGAAGAGAAAACUCAUCUCCGUGGAGAUCUAAACGUAUGUCUAGUUGGCGAUCCAAGUACAGCGAAAUCUCAGUUCUUAAAACAUGUUGAGAAGUUUUCUCCACGUGCCGUUUAUACUAGUGGUAAAGCCAGCUCAGCAGCUGGUUUGACAGCUGCAGUAGUGAGGGAUGAAGAGUCCUUCGAAUUUGUCAUUGAAGCUGGAGCACUAAUGCUUGCAGACAAUGGAGUUUGCUGCAUAGAUGAAUUCGAUAAGAUGGAUCUUAAAGACCAAGUCGCAAUUCACGAAGCGAUGGAACAACAAACAAUUAGCAUAACGAAGGCUGGUGUGAAAGCUACACUGAAUGCUCGCACUUCUAUUCUUGCAGCAGCUAACCCCAUUGGUGGUCGCUAUGACAGAUCAAAAUCUCUACGACAUAAUAUUGGCUUGUCUGCUCCCAUUAUAUCACGUUUUGACCUGUUUUUUGUGCUGAUUGAUGAAUGCAACGACAUCGUGGAUUAUGCUAUCGCUCGUUCAAUUGUAGAUUUGCAUAUGGGGAGACAUGGUGCAGAAGAUACUCACACCAUCUAUUCAGUUGAUAACAUUCGUCGCUACAUCGCUUUUGCUCGUUGUUUUAAACCAAAAAUAAGCGUGGAAGCUAUGGAAUGCAUGGUUGAAGAGUACAAAAAAAUGCGUCAGCGAGAUGCUUCCAGUGGGACAAAGUCUGCAUGGCGCAUCACUGUUAGACAGCUGGAAAGUCUUGUUCGUCUUUCAGAAGCAACAGCACGACUACACUGUGCAGAUACCGUAACACAAGCUCAUGUACGGGAAGCUUUCGCUCUCUUAAACAAAUCCAUAAUACGAGUUGAACAGCCUGAUAUAAAUCUAGAAGAGGAAGACCAACAUCAACUGACAGAUGCUUCGGAAACACCAGUUAUUGAUCAGGUAUGUAUUUUUGAAAAAAAAAUUGUGUUCUUCAAAUCUUAUCGAAUUUCUCACUUAUUUUUCCACUUUUUAAUUGUUUUAACUAGCCAACUACCGAGACAAAUACAACCGCUGGACAUUUACGAGUAACAUAUGAUGAGUAUAGACGGAUUGCUAGUCUCUUAAUUUUGAGGGCCGAAACUGGUGUGAGACCUUAGCAACAGAUAGUGAGUCUGAUCAAACUCCUGGUGCUCCCAAAAGGAGUGAACUAGUCAACUGGUAUCUAGAAGAAGUUGUUGAUGAAUUUGAAACCGAAGCGCAGUUAGCGGAAGUCAAGCUUCUUGUCGAACGCAUAAUCGAUCGCCUAAUAAAAAAGGUAAGCUUAUCAACAUAUCACUUUUCGUUACAUUUGGCAUUUGUU